CGAUAAAUGUAUGUGACGUCAUAAACAAUCGACGGCAGUGGUGAUUUUGAACGGGAUGUGCACCUUUCUAUUUUCAUAAAUAUACAUUGUUGAAAAGUAUUUAGGAGGGGUUUGUUUACAUUCCUGAAUACGAUGGCCAAUCAAAGAGCGCUCCCUCAAAGCAAGGAGAGUCUUCUUCAGAACUACAACAAAAGACUGAAGGAUGAUAUCAGGUCCAUUCUAGAUAACCUCACAGAAAUCAUAAAAACCGCAAAGGUAGAGGACGAGACACAGGUCUCUCGGGCUACACAGGCUGAGCAGGACCACUAUGAGAUGCACGUCAGAGCAGCCAACAUUGUGCGUGCGGGCGAGUCCCUGAUGAAGCUAGUGUCGGACCUGAAACAGUUCCUGAUCCUCAACGACUUCCCGUCGGUCAACGAGGCCAUCAGCCUGCAGAACCAGCAGCUGCGCUCGCUGCAGGAGGAGUGCGACAAGAAGCUCACCUCGCUCCGUGACGAGAUCGCCAUCGACCUGUACGAGCUAGAGGAAGAAUAUUACUCCUCCAGGUACAAGUAGGCUCAUACUGCACAGUCGAGGUUCGGUUGGUCCACUCUAUCAUGACUUAUAGCCCCUAUUCCCCCUCACCGUCGUGCCUUAUGAAGGGUUUAUCUUACCCCACCACCUCAGUCAUCGCCAUUAGUCUUUUAGUGUCUCUGUAUAUUGCGUCAACUUCAAUAGAAUAUCCAAAUGCUGGUUUUAACAGCAAAAUAGAUGGUUGAUCUAUGGGCAAAGUUAUUUUGCAAUACAUUCACCAUGAGAAAUCUAAUCUCAUUUGGUUGAAAAUUAAAUGAUGUGCCUUGUUUGUAA
This is a messenger RNA of Salvelinus sp. IW2-2015, 846 nucleotides long. RefSeq names its product mediator of RNA polymerase II transcription subunit 22-like. The record is from RefSeq and is a predicted model, not a curated record. Gene Ontology annotation, cellular component: mediator complex. Gene Ontology annotation, molecular function: transcription coregulator activity. Lineage: Eukaryota; Metazoa; Chordata; Actinopteri; Salmoniformes; Salmonidae. Gene Ontology annotation, biological process: regulation of transcription by RNA polymerase II.